This is a messenger RNA of Penicillium cinerascens, 987 nucleotides long. Its product is annotated as arylformamidase. NCBI's taxonomy places the organism in Eukaryota, Fungi, Ascomycota, Eurotiomycetes, Eurotiales, Aspergillaceae. Gene Ontology annotation, molecular function: arylformamidase activity. The record is from RefSeq and is a predicted model, not a curated record. The coding region runs from base 1 to 987 and encodes 328 amino acids. The transcript has 2 exons.
AUGGCCUCCGCAGGAAAACGGACCGUGACUUACGGUCGGCAUAGCACGCUACAGACCAUCUCUAUCACCGCCUUAGAACCUCGCAAGGAUGCAUACUGGGUGAUCUACAUCCAUGGUGGCGCCUGGCGAGAUCCCGCGGUAACAUCAGAGGCCUUCGACAAAGCCGAGUCGAUCCUCCGCGCAUCAAAUCUGCCCAUCUCCGGCUUCGCAUCUAUCUCCUACCGGCUGAGCCCGCACCCGAAGCUCCCGCAAGCCCCAUCGACCACUCCGCCACGAGAAUUCCGCUCUGCAAAGCACCCGGACCAUAUCCGGGAUGUCGAGGCUGCGCUCGCAUUCCUCCAGAACACGUAUGGGUUUGGCCCGCGGUACAUUCUCGUCGGCCAUAGCUGCGGCGCAACGUUAGCCUUCCAGUCCGUCAUGGGCGCUAUCGCAAAUCACAGAGAAAUGGCCUACAACGGAGGUGCAGAUGGCUGCGGUCUUGGCGCUGAACCUAUCUCUACGACUCCGGAACCUUUGCCGCCGCGGCUACGGGCGAAGCCUACGGCCAUUGUGGGUGUGGCGGGGAUCUAUGAUCUCCGACGGCUGGUCGAUACCCAUCGGGGGAUCUCAGCGUAUCAGGAGUUUACUGAAGGUGCAUUUGGGGCGGAUGAUUUGCUCUGGGAUGCGGUUUCUCCGGCACAGAUGAUGGGGUCCCGUGGUAUUGAAGGUGGUUGGAAGACUGGCAGGUUGGUUGUCUUGACUCGUUCUCCGGACGAUGAGCUUGUGGACCAGUCCCAGGAUGAGGCAAUGGUUGACGCGUUGAAGGGGUGGGAGCAGACGGAGGCUCAGGUUCCUCCGGAUGAACUCACUCACAAGGAUCGUCGUGUGCGGACGCUGUCGAUUGGCGGUGCUCAUGACGAUGCCUGGAUCAAUGGUGAUGGGAUUGCUCGCUCGGUCAAGUUUGCCUUUGAGCAGUUGCAGGAGAUGGGACUCGCUCCUCAGGCUUGA